Molecule: messenger RNA, 6825 nt
Organism: Hemicordylus capensis (graceful crag lizard)
Lineage: Eukaryota; Metazoa; Chordata; Lepidosauria; Squamata; Cordylidae
Gene: EFCAB14
Product: EF-hand calcium binding domain 14
Exons: 11
Coding region: 326-1852 (508 amino acids)
Molecular function (GO): calcium ion binding
Source: RefSeq, a predicted model, not a curated record
GAACACCUGCCUGAGUGCGACAAGCCAAUGAAAGCAGCCUAUGCUGGUGGGCGGGUUGAGGGCCGAGCGGCGCAGGCUCAGUCAGUUUCCUCAGCUGCCAUGGCUCGGGCAGCCGCCGCGAGAGCAGUUGCCGGCAGGAAGCAGUUGCUGCAACGCUGCCACGGGCGUCUGAGAGCGGUGCGCCGACCCCUUUGAAACUCCGGGGCGGCCGGAGACGCCCGAGACACCGAAGCUGGCGACCCGGGGCCCGGAAUUAGGAGCCCCGCCCGGGUUGCGGAGCUCGGCCGCCGCCGCCGCCAGUCCUGCCCCAGCCCAGCAGAAGAGAAUGAAGAAGCGCAAGGAGCUCGACGCGCUCAUCGGGCUGGGCGGCGGGAACGGCGAGCGGGGCAGCGGCAGUGGCAGCGGAGGGCGCAAAAAGAGGCACCCGCGGAAAGGCUCUGCCUCCGGCCACCGGCUCCUCCGCACCGAGUCCGCCGAGAGCAGUAGCAGCAGCUCCUCGGACCCUGACUACGGAGACGGCUUUGGGCUUCCUGGUCCCCGCUCGCGUUUUGCCAAGGGAGACUACCUAAGAUGUUGCAAGCUAUGCUACCCAUUAUGUGCUUUUGUAAUUCUGGCUGCUUGUGUGGUAGCUUGUGUUGGCUUGGUAUGGAUGCAGGUAGCUCUCAAGGAAGACUUGGAUGGAUUAAAGGAAAGGUUUCGAACCAUGGAGUCUAAUCAAGAAACCUCAUUUCAAAUAAUUCCUAGAUUGACUGAAGAUCUCCUUAGUAAACAAAAGAAACUAGAAGAGAUUGAGAAUGGAAAUAUGGGGUUAUCCAAAAUAUGGAUAAACAUAACUGAAAUAAGCAAACAGAUAUCUUUGUUGAUGUCAGCAGUAAAUCAUCUCAAAGCGAAUAUUAAAUCUGCUUCGGAUUUGAUUAAUCUACCUGUCACAGUAGAAGAGCUCCAGAAAAGUGUUGCUACUAUAGGUAGCACUGUAACCAGUGUUCAUCAUGAUGUUGAAACGAUGCAAGCAGCAGUUGAGGAACAUAAGAGAACCCUAGAAACACUCCAAAAUGAGAUGAGUGAACAAAGAAAAGGUGUUGGAAACAAGCAGCUACCUUUAGUUUCCUCCUCUCCUGUUCCCCAAAUCAGUGAGAAGAAUCUGACAGACAGUUGUAAACAGGAUAAACAGUAUCUUCAUACCUCUAUAGAGGAGGUAAAUUCUACCCUAAUGUUAUACCAGAAACUGAAUGACUUAAAACUUUUCAGUAUGGAUUCCACAGUCAGCAAUCUAAGCUGGAGAGUUGCUUCAUUAGAAAACCGUAUGUUGGUUGUGAAUAAACUGGAAAAGAGAGAGAACCUGACCCUUAGUGUGGUGGGUGACUUAACUACCUUGGCAAAUGUAGAAAAUGAACCAAGAAAUGAAAGUGCUGCUGAAAACGUAGAAAAUAUGGAGAAAAUGGGAAAUGGAGAGUCUCAGGUUUCCAAAUUAAGGGAGAAACUGCAGCUGAUCAAUGCUCUGUCAAGUAAGCCAGAAAGUGACAGAACUGAAGCAUCAAAAAAAGCAGGUAAAUCCCAAAGCAUGACAUCAAAGCCUACAAAACUUCCAAGACUUUCUUCAAGAUCAGUUGGCAGCAAUGCUGGAGGGUAUAGACAGCCAAGAGAUUUGUCCUUACCAGGAAUAUCCAGCAUAGAAGACCUUCAGGAUUUAUUCAGGACCACCAACCAAGGCACUGAUGGCAAGCUAUCGUAUGAGGAUUUGCAAAGUCUUGUUGGGUCUUCAGUGUAUGAUUCACAGAGUUUUAAGAAAUUUGAUUCAGAUGGGGAUGACAAAUAUUCUCUACCGGAACUGAGGGUGGCUUUAGGUGUAUAGUAUCCCUAAUUAGAAAUACAGUAUUGAAGGACUAUAGUAGCUGCUACUACUACAAAACACAAAGAUAUGUAAAGGCUACAUCUGGCACUUUCCCAAUGAUAUAUUAAUCUUUGGAGCUAACUUAGUGUUCACAUUGAUACCUUUUUAUGUUGUAUUCUAUGAAAAUAUUGAAAGGUUUUAUCUGUAACAUAACAGAUGUCAACUUUUGAAAGAUUAUGAACUCUUAAGGGUAUAAUCUAGAGAGAGUCAUGCCCAAGUCCUGUUGAAACCAAUGGGGCCCUUUACUUGCUAAUAAUUUUGUCACUUUGAUUUUAAUUUCAAUAGGACAUAGGUGCAACUAAUUUUCUCUGGGAUCAGGGCCAGAGAAUAACAGCUUGCUAUUGAACAGAAUGAUUGUGGAAACUGUAGGAUAAUUGCACCUUAAACUACACUAAGAAUUUUAGCUCAAAAGUUUUUAUUUCCCUUAUCAGGGAAGCUCUUGUCUUCAGAUGAGAACGUUUGUGUAUAUAUUGACAAACAUGUAUUUUAUAUUUUAAAUAAAUUUGCCUUAAAUUAGCUGCACUUUAGAAUAAAAACUUAAAAGAAUCUGUCUUUGUAAAAUUGGACUUGGUUUGUAAAUAUUUAAAAUAUAUUAAAUUAUGCAUAUGGGGGAGGGGGCUUGGCAUUGAAGGUAAUAAACUCUUAAUUAGUGUCCCAGGCUAUACAGUCUUUAUGCUGGAUGAUGAGAGUACAUGUGCUUCUACUAGAGAUUGUACUUUAGGAAAAACUCUUCCUAUAGUUGCCUGUGAAUCUAUUGAUAGAUUUGACAUGUUCAAUAUCUGAAAAGUUUGUUCCAGAAUCUAAAGAAGAUUAGUGUUGUUAAAGCUGAAAUGAAAGCAGCUCUUAUCUCUGAAGAUCAGGAUAGAGAAAUAGUAACUAGUAACAUACGUACUACUUUUAAAUUUAAUAGAUUGUUUGUUGUAACUUUAGGGAGAAGGGUAGUCAUACAGCAGGCAUUACUGGAAGCACUUCAGUAUUCACUGCAGCCUGACUUCAUUCACUUAGUUGGAAUUAAUCUCCCCCACCAACUUGAAUACACAUCUCAUAAGAACACAAGUGACAUUGCUGUCCUUUUUAGUGCUUCUGGCAUUUUUGCGUCAGAAGCAGGAUGGAGAGACUUAAGUAGCUCCUCUGCUGUUGUGUACUUGGAGGUUCUUAGCAUUUUAAGAUACUGUAUGAUUUACCACUGGAAAUAGCAGGUGGGGGGAGAUAAAGGGCAAGAUUAAGAAUUGUUAACGGCUAACCAAUCAGCUUGUUCUCUAGAUAUUGACUAGAGAACGAAUCCAGCAAGGUCUUCUACUAUGCUAUAAAUGUUAUGAAUCCAAACUUGAAGUGAUAUCCAAAACUUUCUAGAACAUUUUUGCAAAACCUUUAAUCUUUUCACGCGUUUUAAUGUUCUAGAUUAAGCUCUCAGCAAAGAGCUUUGUUGUCCACAAAAUGUGUCGCUGCCCACAAUAAAAUUCAAAUUUUUGUUUCAUUUUGAAUAUGAAUGUUAUGGACCAUGACAGUGGUUGUUGUCAGACCACUAACUUUACUCCAGGAAGUCUAAUUAUAUCGGCCCUCUUGGAAUAGAUAGAACAAACUUAUCCAAAAGUAUUAUGACAGGCCUUGAAGAAACAAAUAUACUUACUGUUUUUACCUACUACUUCCUGACAUGGGUAUGUUGUCUUUGUCCGGAUAAAGUUAUAAAAUGCAAAAUAGAUGACUGAAAAUCAAUGUUUCAGACAGGCAUCACUUUUUUAUGCUUUCUGUACAAAAAUUGAUGACCAAAUUAAAUACAGCAAUAAAAAAGUAACAGUAUUUGUACCUAUAUUGUAGGCCAAAAAAAUUGAAAAUACUUUUGAAAGGUUGACGUGCAAUACAAUCCAGUUAAUAUGGAAGGGAGCUCACUUCUGAACUCGCUACUAAGCAAAUUAUUUGGAACACUCUUGACUUCUUGCAGAGUGUAUUUCUGCCAUUAUAGAAAGCCUCAUUAAAAGGGUAUGACAAGCUAACUAAUGAUUAAUUCAGGUGCUUCUCUGAUGCUGCCAAAACUCAAAUGCUAAGUUAGUUCUCCAAGUAUCAACCAUCUCAAUUCAAAGGGAAAGGCUUGUUUGAAAACAACCCCUAUCGGUGCUUACCACCAACAGAGAAUGUUUCCCUAAGCCCAAUUCAUGUGUUCCUGGAGUGACAAAGCCAACCACAGGAAGUGGUUCCCAACAUUUGUAAGGGGUCAUGUGGAAUGAUGUGAUUCCUUCCCAGUUUUUCAUGGGGGGGGGGUGCUGCUUGUGGUGCUUAUCAUUCAGUAGACCCACAUGGGUCAAUCUUGCAGAUGAUUUUGGAGCCAUGUAGGACCAGACAAUUGAUAAGAGGUUCCCAUACCAUUCUAGGAACACUUGAAUCAAGCCAAAUUCCUUCAUUCUGAAAUGGCAGUAUUCAAUGUGGGGCAUAAUUUUCACAUGGGAGGCCAUUAUAAACAAGCAACAUUAAGUUAAACAGUCAAAUGGGUCAUAUAUGAGUUGCCGAGGCUGUAAUUGGUAGCCUUCAGAGUAUACAGUGUUUUGUAAGAACUAUCCACCUCCAAUAGCCAACCCUGUAGCAUGCCAAGGCCCAAUCUGUGUUACUGGUAAGAACAUGGUUACUACCAUCUCACUGCUAUUUCCAUGCAACUCCUGAUAAAAUGUGUAACCUUGUCAAGAGAGCUAGAGUAAAAUAUUAGGGAGUGUCUCACUAGCUCAUACUUAGCCAUGUGAUCUAUGUAGUUUGAACAGAGAUUGUAUUUCUUGGAAUUGCAAGGACCGUGGCAGCCAUGUGAUCAGUAACAUAUGAAGCUGUCCUAUAUAAUGCACUCUAGAGACUAAUGUUUCAGGGCAGUUUGUUAAUUAACAGUUUGCUGUGGUGUUUACAAACAGAUAGAUGGGGACCUAUAACAAUGUUCUGAUUGGUAGCAUCAGUACAGUGCUGAGAUAGGCUGCACUGUAUGUUGAGCCCUACAUAGACUGGAAUGCUGUAGCACCAAGACACAAUUACUCUGUAGCUCUUAGUUAGUUGGUACUCGCUGUUCAGUCUUAAAUCUGAGUGCUAUAGGAUAAUUGAACUAUUAAUACUACAGCUAGUGCUAUAGGGCACCUGUUCAGUGCACAGUUAGCUGUUCUUACUGUCCCAAAUCUGAAUGGUAGUGUGUGUAGGGGUGGGGGGAGUUGGUAAUCUUUACUUUCACCUCUGCACUGUAUCUGAGAAUUCAGGGAAGCUAUCCAACCACUGAUUUUAAAUCCAAUCAGCUGUUCCAUAUUAGUAUUCUUAAUGUGUUGCCAUGACCUUCCGUUAUUACUGUUAGCUAUAAAAAUUAUCAGUCUUCUACAGUGUCUCCAUCACAAAUAUGAAUGAAACUAGUAUAAUCCCUUUCAGUACUGUUUCAGAAGACUUGGUUAGAAUUCUGAGUUUCUUAUAAUAAUGCCACUUGAAAGUUUCCAAAAAGAUGACACAUUCUCUGAAAACUGAUAUAAUGGAGAACAAAGGUCUCUGGUAAGCUUGGUAAUGUAUUAGUUUAGUUCAGAGCACACAACUGGGAGAAGUCUGCUUCUAACAUAUCUGGUGGUGGCAUAAGCCCAAAUUGGGUAUUUGCAAAGCAGGUGCCUAGACCAAGAAUGAGGGACAUUAGCAAAGUUUGCUGGGCUCUGACUCAAAGAAUUCUUGGAGCUUGGAAAUUUUGCCUUCCCUUCUCCCAACGGGGCAAACCCCUCCUCCCUCUCCUUACCUGUUUGUUGUGGUGGGGUAGUAGGGAAAACAGCAGCACAGUCGCUGUGGCAGCAAGCAUGAAUUGUCCCCUUUUGCUAUGCAGUUGUCCCCUUUGCAUUUGGAUGGGUGACUACACGUGAGCCCUGGAGUUAUUCCCCUUAAAGAAUGGGGCUGUAGUUCAGGGGAAGAGCAUCUGAAGUCCCAAGUUGACUCCCCAACAUCUCCAAGUAGAAUUGAAAAAGACUCCUGAGAGCUACUGCCAGUCAAGGUAGACAAGACUGAGCUAGAUGGGCCAGUGAUUUGAGUCAUUAUAAAGCAACUUCCUAUGUUUCUAUUUGUACAGGGAGGAGGGGGAGGAGCUUUUCUCCCCAUCUCUUCUCGAUUGAAUUUGCAUUGCAAUAGCCCUUGGGAAGACUCCAAAUCCUAAGGGCAACUCUGUCAGCUUGUCAAAGCAACAGAAAGAAGGAAGGAGAGAAAGGAAGGAUGGGAGAAAGCCCCUGUUAAUUCCUGCUCAGCAGCAAUUCUCCUAGCAUGCUAGUAUGCGCUGCAGCAGUGUAUGGGAGUGGGGAGAGACAGAAGGGUCAGAAGCCUUCUCUCCUCCCCACACAAACGCUUCAGCAAAGAGACAACAAAGAUAGGUAAGAGCAUAUUUUUCUCUGUGAAAAGCUUUAAAACCGCGAGGGCAAGCUCUCAAUAUGGGCUGAGAUACCUAUACCAGUUUCCUUGCACAGAGGUAGAGGGGUGCGGGUGUGCCCAUGAGGGUAUUUGUGCUGUAGCAGCUGUGAAAGGGCCUUGUUCUGUAAUAUGUCUAGCAGAAGUUCAACUCUGCAUUCAUAUCCUUCAGAGAAAAAAUUAUUUUCUUUGGUUGUUGGAAGAGAAGCUUGUCUACCUUGAUACUGAACCAAUCUGGUUUUGAGAAUUUUAGGUACUUGACUCCUCAGCUGUGAAUUUGCUUCUGAUCCAUUUUGAUUCCUUUUUAAAUUUGUGUCCACCACCAAAUGCAGAGUUCUUUAGUUUUAAACCAUAUAGAUAAUUUUUUGGCUGACCUUCCAUAUAUAACUGAAAUACUAUUUUUAAUGAAUUUUUGUUCUUUUAGAAAUGUACGAAAGCUUUUUACAUCUGUAUAUGGAGCAGAUUAAAGCUGGCUUUAGUUACUGAGUUUUGCAACUAUCAUGCAAUGUGAAUGUCAACUUUAAAUAAAACACUUCAUUUUCAAA